CUUCCAUAUCCCAAUGCUUUGGUUAAAGCAACAGCCAUCAAACCUGGCCACCUUUACCAAUGCAAAUGGAGAAAAGGGUUUUAUCUUGAACUUUAGUGUUGCUGAUGGAACUGAGGCCAUGCUUGUCACUCUUAGUGAUGAAGCAAAAAUGCCAACUAUCAAAGACGGAAGGACCCUACAAAUAAGAAAUUUCAUUGUGUAAGGAAGUCGACUUGUACUGUCCAAACAAUAAAAAAUUAUGGCAGGACCAGCUGUACAAGUGCCAGAAUCUUUAAAGGAAAAAGCAGUUACCAUAAUCAUGCCACCAUCACCUACAAAAACCUUGAAGGAUGCAAUGUCAUCGCCUGUUAGAGAAAUCCUGACUGUUCAAGGGCAAAUUAUUCGUGAUGAAGCAAUCAAAACAGUGAAAGUUGCCCAGAAGGACACUAAGAUUAGAGCAUUGACCUUAGAAGAGAAUGGACAGACAAUGGAACUAACUCUUUGGAGAGAACUGAGUAAACAAGACUUGAAGAUAGGGCAAUACAUUGAAGUUACUCAUUGUCUUGUAUCUGAAUGGCUCAGAAAGAAGAGUCUCAACUCCACAAGAAACACCACCAUCAAGGCUGUACAACCUAAAGAUAUGGUUGUAACCGGAAAUGUCGAAGCUCUGUCAAUGACGGACACCCACUGUGAAAUGUGUGUCAAGGAAGAUGACAUAUAUAAAGACUUUAUUGUGGAUCUGGACAUGGUUCGUGCCCAAGUUCAAAGAUAUGUGGAAGAAGCCGGAACUUUUAACUUACAACAGCUAGAAAAUAUGAUUGUUGACAAACUUCUCUUCCCUGUGAAGCUCGUCAUCAACGGCACAACAGUCAUUUCCUUUGAAUUGUUAUAAACACUUGCCAACAUUCCUACAUUCGAACCAUAUCAAAAUAAAUACUUUUUGUAAGAACUGUUAAAUUACUAUAAAAAAAGUCAGUAUGAUUAUUGAUUAGCUAUCAUGACAUCUCUUCAAAUUGACAUUUGUAAACAGGUUUAUUAAAUUUGUAAUAUUUCACUUACCUUAUUUUUACCUUUUCUGAAACACCAUAACUGUAUAUAGAUCUAGUUUAAUUUCUGGUUGUAAAUAUUUAAUGAGCAAAUGCAAACAGCAACUGUUUACAGAAAUACCGGUACAUGCUUUUCUAACUUUGCAUGCACACAGUGGUUAUACAAGUUGAUUAAUUUUGUUAACUUUGAUAGUUAGUCUACUUUUAUUGUUUUUGUUUCAAAAAACCAUAUGACCCUUUCAUCCAAUCUUCAUUUGGGAUAUACAGAUUGAUUUCUGUUAAUUAUGUUGGUUUUUCCCAUUUUAGUAAUACUCUUACUUGAUGCAUAUUGUUAGUUUUAGUUGUAUUUUUGUUGUUUUCAUCUUCAUAACCAUAUAACUCAAUUGUUCAGUCUAUAAGAGACAUUCACAUAUGGUUAUUUCUUUGACAUAGAUAUAUGGUGUGUUUAUAUAUAGAACAUGUUUGUUUAUACUUUACUUUUUUUGUUUCUGAUACUACCCUUACUUGAUGCAUAUUCUAGUAGUUUAGUUAUAGUUUACAUACACAGCACAAAAUCUAAGCAAUAAUUAUCUUGCUGAAAGAUAAGUGAAAUGUAAUGCAACUUGAUCACGAAAUACGCUAUAGACUAUAAUCUCUGCAUGCCAUUUUACAAUUCAUCCAUUUCUUUCUUUGAAAUGUGUACAUGUUCUAAAUAUGAAAAGAACAUACUGCCAAAUAAUUUGUGCCAAAUUUUCAUUGCCAUUGUCAAUAUACCAGUUGACAUUCAGUUCAUCUUAGAAAAACUAAUUCUCCCAAUCCACUCUAAUAACAUAACCAAAAUAAAAAACCUUUGUGUAAAUCAUUAUAUUGUUAUCUAUUCUUUAUAUAUAUCUCAUGAUAGAUAAACUUCCAUUAUUUUGUUUAUCUCUAUUUUCCAAACUGAUAUACUCUCAAAUAUACAAGAUUCUGUAUUGUUAUUAAAAAGUUCUUCAUCUUUUAUCAAACCUAGCUAUGUGUUCAAUAAACAUUUGCCUCUUGAUUUCAUUUUGUUGUUUUACCAUACCUAAAGAAAUCAGACAACAGUAGCAUCUUGAUAAACCAACCCAACUU
Magallana angulata is the source of this 2114-nucleotide messenger RNA. RefSeq lists its product as uncharacterized. The record is from RefSeq and is a predicted model, not a curated record. NCBI's taxonomy places the organism in Eukaryota, Metazoa, Mollusca, Bivalvia, Ostreida, Ostreidae. Bases 239 to 871 code for a protein of 210 amino acids. The transcript has 3 exons.